Messenger RNA from Brassicogethes aeneus, 4243 nucleotides. Lineage: Eukaryota; Metazoa; Arthropoda; Insecta; Coleoptera; Nitidulidae. The record is from the annotation of a GenBank genome assembly.
UGGUAUAGGCAACCCAUUUACAAUUUACAAUUUAGGAAUUUUACGUUGGUAUAUUGGUUUUAGUUUCUUUACGUUGGUAAGUUGACAUUUGCGUCAGAGCCAUUUUGUUUCUUGUUGUUAAACGUGAAUAAAACGAAAAAUAAUGCUUCUAUGGUUAUAAAUCUACAAUAAAACCGAUAUUCGUACAAAAAUGGAGCAAAUUCCUCGCACACACGAGGAUAUUGAAGCCCAAAUCCGGGAUAUUCAGGAGAAAAAGAAGAAAGAGGUACAAGAGGUCGAGGCUACGGAUAAGGGGGUUGGAUUAGGGGAGAGCGGAUAUUUCGAUAGCGAAAUUUACGAUGCAGGAGCCGGCAAAGGAAAAUAUGAAGGUUAUGUCACUUCGAUUGCUGCCAAUGACGAAGUGGACGAUGAAGAGGAAGAUUUGGGUUAUUCCCAGAAAAGAACCGGGAUAGGAGCUCCUGUGGCUUUACUAAAUGAUGUAGCACAAAGUGAUAAAGAUUUUGAUCCAUUUGCUGACCGCAGAAGGCCUACCAUAGCUGACAGGGAGGAUGAAUAUCGCCAAAAAAGAAGAAGAAUGAUAAUUUCGCCUGAGCGUGUUGAUCCUUUUGCAGAUGGUGGAAAAACGCCGGAUUUGAACGAACGCGGCUACACGCAGAUUAUGAAAGAGCAGCUGAUCAGAGGGGAAGAAAACGAGCUGCGCAAAAAAAUUAUCGAGAAAGCCAAAGAUGGCACUCUGAAAGCUUCGAACGGCGACGCGAAAUCUGCACCGAAGAAGCGCGGCAGAUGGGAUCAGACUGUCGAUGAGGUCUUCGUGCCCGCCAAGAAAAAAACACUUUCCGUUACCACCAGCAGCAGUGCGGCAACGCCGGUCUGGGAGGGAGACAAAACCCCCGCCGACAUUCGUUGGGACGAAACUCCGGGCCACAAGGGCAGCGAAACCCCCGGGGCGACUCCGGGUCAGUCGACGCGCAUGUGGGACGCCACCCCGGGCGCCGCGACGCCGGGUCGCGAAACCCCGGUGCACGAUAAAGCGUCGUCGCGCAGGAACCGUUGGGACGAGACGCCGAAGACGGAGCGCGAGACGCCCGGUCACAACAGCGGCUGGGCCGAAACGCCGCGGACAGACCGCACCGGGGCCGAUUUGAUUCAGGAGACGCCCACGCCGGGGGCGUCGAAGAGGAGGUCCCGUUGGGACGAGACCCCCUCGGCGACCCCCUCGUCCUCCAUGACCCCCGGCGCGAUGACCCCGCAGACGCCGCACGGCACUCCGGGCCACGCCACGCCCAUGCUGACGCCGGGAGGCUCCACCCCCGUGGGCGUCAAAGCCAUGGCUAUGGCCACCCCGACUCCGGGUCACCUGGCCUCCAUGACCCCCGAACAACUCCAAGCGUACCGCUGGGAGAAGGAGAUCGACGAACGGAACCGUCCGUACUCCGACGAAGAGUUGGACGCCAUGUUCCCGCCGGGUUACAAAGUGCUACCGCCCCCGGCGGGUUACAUUCCCAUAAGAACACCGGCGAGAAAGCUCACCGCUACCCCCACCCCUCUAGUAGGCAACACACCCACCGGGUUUUUCAUCCAGCAAGAAGACAAAUCGGCGAAAUACAUGGAUAACCAACCCAAAGGGCAAAACCUGCCGUUCAUGAAACCCGAGGACGCGCAGUACUUCGACAAACUCCUCGUGGACGUCGACGAGGAAGCUUUGAGUCCCGAGGAGCAAAAAGAACGCAAGAUAAUGAAACUCCUGCUGAAAAUCAAGAACGGAACCCCGCCGAUGCGCAAAGCCGCCCUGAGGCAGAUUACGGAUAAGGCGCGAGAGUUCGGUGCCGGUCCGCUGUUCAACCAAAUCCUACCGCUGCUCAUGAGCCCCACGCUCGAAGACCAAGAACGGCACUUGCUGGUGAAAGUGAUCGACAGGAUCCUGUACAAGCUGGACGAUUUGGUGCGCCCGUACGUGCACAAAAUCCUCGUCGUCAUCGAACCGCUCCUGAUCGACGAGGAUUACUACGCGCGUGUGGAGGGUCGCGAGAUCAUCUCGAACCUGGCCAAAGCCGCCGGCCUGGCGACGAUGAUCUCCACCAUGCGUCCCGACAUCGACAACAUCGACGAGUACGUGCGUAACACGACCGCCAGGGCGUUCGCGGUGGUAGCUUCGGCGUUAGGUAUCCCGUCCCUCCUGCCCUUCUUGAAGGCCGUCUGCCGGUCGAAGAAAUCGUGGCAGGCGCGACACACGGGUAUCAAGAUCGUCCAGCAGAUCGCCAUUCUGAUGGGUUGCGCCAUCUUGCCCCACUUAAAAUCCUUAGUCGAAAUUAUCGAGCACGGUUUGGUGGACGAACAACAAAAGGUCCGUACCAUAACGGCGCUGGGUAUCGCCGCUUUAGCCGAAGCUGCGACCCCCUACGGUAUCGAAAGCUUCGAUUCCGUACUGAAACCCUUGUGGAAAGGUAUCAGAACGCACAGAGGUAAGGGUUUGGCCGCCUUUCUGAAGGCUAUCGGCUAUCUGAUCCCGCUCAUGGACGCCGAGUACGCCAACUACUACACCAGGGAAGUGAUGUUGAUCUUGAUCAGGGAGUUCCAGUCCCCCGACGAGGAAAUGAAGAAGAUCGUGCUGAAAGUGGUGAAGCAGUGCUGCUCCACGGACGGUGUGGAACCGCAAUACAUCAAAGAGGAGAUUCUGCCGCAGUUCUUCAAGCACUUCUGGAACCACAGAAUGGCGCUGGAUAGGCGCAACUACCGACAACUAGUCGACACGACGGUGGAAAUUGCCAACAAAGUGGGCGCUUCGGAGAUCAUAAACAGGAUCGUGGACGAUCUCAAGGACGAGAACGAGCAGUACCGCAAGAUGGUGAUGGAGAGCAUCGAAAAGAUAAUGGGCAAUCUGGGCGCGGCCGACAUCGAUUCGCGUUUGGAAGAGCAACUCAUCGACGGUAUUUUGUACGCGUUCCAGGAACAAACCACCGAAGACGUGGUCAUGUUGAACGGUUUCGGUACCAUCGUCAACCAGCUGGGCAAAAGGGUCAAGCCGUACUUGCCGCAAAUCUGCGGUACGAUCUUGUGGAGGUUGAACAACAAGUCCGCCAAAGUUCGGCAACAAGCCGCCGAUUUGAUCUCCAGGAUAGCCGUGGUCAUGAAGACUUGCCAAGAAGAGAAGCUCAUGGGGCAUUUGGGGGUCGUACUUUACGAGUAUUUGGGAGAAGAGUACCCCGAAGUUUUGGGUUCGAUUAUAGGCGCGUUAAAAGCCAUAGUGAACGUUAUAGGUAUGACCAAAAUGACGCCACCCAUUAAAGACCUUCUGCCGCGUUUGACGCCCAUUCUGAAGAACAGGCACGAAAAAGUGCAAGAAAAUUGUAUCGACUUGGUCGGCAGAAUCGCCGAUAGAGGGCCCGAGUACGUAUCGGCGAGAGAAUGGAUGAGAAUCUGUUUCGAGCUGCUGGAACUGUUAAAAGCACACAAAAAGGCGAUCAGGAGAGCCGCUGUCAACACCUUCGGUUACAUAGCCAAAGCAAUCGGUCCCCACGACGUGUUGGCCACGCUAUUAAACAACCUCAAAGUACAAGAGAGACAGAAUCGCGUCUGCACAACUGUGGCUAUAGCGAUUGUGGCUGAAACCUGCUCACCUUUCACCGUAUUACCGGCUUUAAUGAACGAGUAUAGGGUUCCCGAAUUGAACGUCCAAAACGGCGUUCUCAAAUCCCUAUCUUUCCUCUUCGAGUAUAUCGGGGAAAUGGGCAAGGAUUACAUAUACGCGGUGGCCCCUCUUUUGGAGGACGCCCUCAUGGACAGGGAUUUGGUUCACAGGCAAACCGCCUGCGCGGCUAUCAAGCACAUGGCUCUCGGAGUCUACGGGUUCGGUUGCGAAGACGCCUUGGUGCAUCUGCUGAACUACGUCUGGCCGAAUAUAUUCGAAACUUCGCCGCAUUUGGUGCAGGCUUUCAUGGACGCCAUCGAAGGCAUGCGGGUGGCUUUGGGCCCCAUCAAGAUUUUGCAGUACACAUUACAGGGUUUGUUCCACCCAGCAAGGAAAGUAAGGGACGUUUAUUGGAAAAUUUACAAUUCUCUGUACAUCGGAGGUCAAGAUUCGCUAGUUGCGGGUUAUCCUAGGAUUGUAAACGAUCCUAAAAAUCAGUAUGUCAGAUAUGAAUUAGAUUAUAUUAUUUAAUUUCUGCAGAUUAGUGUCAGUCACGUUUGUCUUAUUUCUGUGUAAAGAUGAAGCAAGUAAUAUAAUAUUAAAGUUUUAAGUUAC